AUGGCGGCCAAAAACCGAAAGCAGGCGGGAAAAAACGACAAGACCUCCACGCUCGCUUCUUCCAGCGGCAAAAGCAACGCCAGGCGAGCCGCCUCUUCCUCCUCCUCCGCCGCUGGAAGGGAUGCCAAAGCCGCGAACGGGCUAUCGGGCAUUCGGCAAAAGCUGGGGCUAACUCACUCCGGAGCGGCCGGGCUCGGACUCACGCUUUUUCUCGCUGCUCUGAGCGGAUAUCUUCACUGGUUUCAUCUCACGCAGCUCUUUGAGAAUGACCGACACUUCUCGCACUUGUCCAACCUGGAGAAAGAAAUGGCUUUCCGCACAGAAAUGGGCUUGUACUACUCGUACUACAAGACCAUCAUUGAAGCGCCCACCUUCCUGCAGGGACUUCACAUGAUCAUGAAUGACAGAUUGACCGAGUACCCUUUGGUCAUAAACACGUUAAAGCGCUUCAACCUCUACCCUGAGGUGGUUCUAGCCAGCUGGUACCGGGUUUACACGGGUGUCAUGGGCUACUUUGGCGUUCCCACAAAAAUGUGCUGGUCCAUCAAUAGAGGAGAAGGUCUGACGCCGGUGGACAGUUGUGAAGGCUUGGGCGACCCAGCUUAUUUCUACGUGGCGUGCGUCUUCCUACUGAAUGGUGUGAUGAUGACCCUUUUUUUCCUGUAUGGCACCUACCUCAGCGGCAGCCGACUCGGUGGCAUCAUGACUACCGUGUGUUUCUUCUUCAAUCAUGGCGAGAGUACUCGUGUCAUGUGGACUCCUCCUCUAAGGGAGAGCUUCGCAUACCCAUUCCUGGUCCUCCAGAUGCUGCUGCUCACAUUUAUCUUGAGGACCCGGAGCCCGAGCCGGAUGGCGAUGGUCGCGCUGGGGGUAUCCACGCUGUGCUUCAUGCUGCCGUGGCAGUUUGCCCAGUUUGUGCUGCUCACGCAAGUGGCUUCCUUGUUUGCUACCUUCAUCCUGGGCUACCUCGAUGCGGCUAAAAUGCAGUCAGUGCUGGUCACUCACUUGGUCGCACUGGCAUUCUGCUUCGCGCUCAUGUUCGGCAACGCCAUGCUGCUCACAUCCUUUUACGCCUCGUCGCUUGUCUCAAUCUGGGCUAUCGUUGCGUUGAGGGAUCAAUUCACUCGGAUUUUCGGGAAUGGGCUAGUCUUUUGGGUCAUGCAAGCUUUGAUUUGGGUGGGUUCCACUGUUCUGCUCAAAUUCCUGCUGUCUACUAUUCUCGGUGCUUCAGAUGACGCUCACAUCAGCGGCCUGAUUAAAUCCAAGUUCACCAGCUAUCAGGACUUCCACACACUCAUGUACACAUGUGCUGCAGAGUUUGACUUCAUGGAGUUGGAGACUCCGACACGCUACCUAAAAACGCUACUGCUACCAGUCAACUUCUUGCUGGUGGUUUUGAUUGCAAAGACAAUCGCGCAGGAUGUUAUCCGCUUCCUUAGAAAUGGAGGAAAGACAUCUAAUGAAAAUCCCAAUCGUAACAACGAAGAAGCUUCAAGGUGUGACGUUGUAACUAAAGGAGAGAUGGCUUAUCACACUCUGCAACUGCUGGCCUUCAGCGUGCUAGCCGCCCUCAUCAUGCGCCUGAAGCUCUUCCUCACGCCGCACAUGUGCAUCGUGGCUUCACUGAUCUGCUCCAGACAGUUGCUGGGCUGGAUUAGGGAUAAGACCAAACAUCGGGCUGGCUUGUUCCUGGUUCUGGCCCUCAUGGCUGUACAGGGGGUGUCCAACCUGCAAUCUCAGUGGAGCAUCAUCGGGGAGUUCAGUAACAUGCCUCAGGAGGAGCUGUUGGAGUGGAUACGGGACAACACGGUCCCUGACGCUGUAUUUGCGGGCGCAAUGCCCACCAUGGCCAGCGUGAAACUGUCUACGGGUCGCCCCAUCGUCAACCACCCCCACUACGAAGACGCUGGUCUGAGGGAAAGAACCAAGCUGGUGUACUCCAUGUACAGCCGCAUGUCUGCAGAUACUGUGAAGAGCAACUUGAACAAGCUAGGAGUGGAUUUUUUUGUUCUUGAAGAUUCUUGGUGUACCAGGAGAACCAGACCAGGCUGCAGCAUGCCAGAGAUCUGGGACGUCGAGGACCCCCAGAACAAGGGCAAAAUUCCUCUGUGCACUCUCAUAUCCAGGCACUCGCAGCCGCACUUCACCACCGUCUUUGCCAAUCACAUUUACAAAGUCCUCAAAGUGCUUAAAGACGCCAGAUAA
This is a messenger RNA of Nerophis lumbriciformis (worm pipefish), 2205 nucleotides long. NCBI's taxonomy places the organism in Eukaryota, Metazoa, Chordata, Actinopteri, Syngnathiformes, Syngnathidae. The record is from RefSeq and is a predicted model, not a curated record.